GCCGCGAAAGAUCAACCGUGCAGAUGACCUCAUCUGGCUUGACCGGUUACUAAGUUAAAAUUAUGUAGGUACUAGUAUAUGGAUAUACCUACCGGCUUGUACAAGGAGCUAAUUUAUUUAAUCUUCUUCCUGUAGUGAAUAGCUGCCGAAUACCAGCAAGUAAUUAUAAAUUACUGUGACCAGUCAAGUGAAGAGUGGAAAUGCCGACGAUAUGGCUUACAGUUAUAACGUUGACUUCUUUAUAUGUCGUGGAAGGAUAUUCUCAGUGUUUAACCGCUGACAGCAAAAGCGGUGAAUGCAGGAGUAUAGUAGAAUGCCCAGAGCUUAGGAGAAUAGUAAACAAGACGGAAUUGACUCCCUACGAUUCCGACUUUCUGAAGAGAUCAGGGUGUGGCUUCGCAGACGGCCUUCCUAAGGUGUGCUGCCCAACUACCAACACCUGCCUUACACCGGAGGGCAGCAUAGGACAAUGUAUAAAUGUGUUCGAUUGUCAGCAUAUAGCGAAGAGAUUGCAAUCUCCAAAUGUUUCGGAUAAGGAUAAAGCUUAUGUUAACAGUAUAAGAUGUCACAGCCCCACAGGUUUCUACGUGUGCUGUGCGCCUGAGUCGGAGCCCGGUCUUUGCGUGCCUUCCGCGGCGCCCCCCAACCCUAGCAGCGAGUGCUGUGGGGUUGACGGGAGCAGCGGGAACAAGCUAGCUGGUGGAAACGCAACAUCCAUCGAACAAUACCCGUGGUUAGCGAUUAUAGAAAAUAAAAGGAGUGACAUAACGAGGGUAGUUUGUGGCGGCGCGCUCAUUUCCGGCCGCUAUGUGCUGACGGCGGGCCACUGUGUGAGGGGCUUGGCUUCUAACGCUGGGACACCAGCAACCGUGCGCCUGGGCGAAUACGAUAUUUCAAACCCCGGUGCGGACUGCGUGCCCGUCGAAGGGGGGGACGGUAUGGACUGCAACGAAGAACCAGUAGUCAUCCCUAUCGAACGGGUCAUACCCCAUCCAGACUUCGACCCGACCAAUCGAUUAAGGAGGAACGACAUCGCUCUGCUGAGAUUGUCGAGACUUGCGCCUUAUACAGAUUUCAUCAGGCCCAUCUGCCUCCCAACGAGCGAUUUGACCGCCCAGUUUCCGUCCUCCGAGAGGCUAUUCGCGGCAGGCUGGGGGCCUAACAAUGAAACGCAUUCAAACAGUGACGUCAAGCUACACGUAGACUUGCCUUACAAGAGUAUUGAGUCCUGUCAACCAGCUUACGACAUGCCAAAACGCCGCAUCACCUUGUGGGAGAACCACAUAUGCGCCGGAGGCGAAAAGGGCAGGGAUACGUGCAAAGGGGACUCUGGAGGCCCUCUAAUGUACGCCAAGACGGACGUGUUCGAGGUAGUGGGCAUCGUCAGUUUCGGCCCCGAUCCGUGCGGGCUCGUGAACGUGCCCGGAGUGUACACUAAGGUGUUCGCGUACUUGCCGUGGAUUAGGAGCAAUAUUCACCCUUGAUUUAACAAUAUAUUCUAGAUGUGUAUAUCAAAAAAAUGUAAUAAGUAAACUAAGUAGCCUUUCCGAACCAUUUUGUAAAAAAUCCAAUUUAAAAAAAUAAAUAUUAUUUACUUAUCGAAAUUCAUAAGAAUUUGUUGAGAAAUGUAGAGAGGAACAGCCGGUCAGCCGAAGAGAUAUUCAAAAGCAUUUUUCCCCAAGUUGAAACGUAGACGCUUUGCGCUCACUCGGUCAAUUAGAAAAUAAACAUAAAAUCCUAAA
Molecule: messenger RNA, 1742 nt
Organism: Cydia pomonella (codling moth)
Lineage: Eukaryota; Metazoa; Arthropoda; Insecta; Lepidoptera; Tortricidae
Product: phenoloxidase-activating enzyme-like
Exons: 9
Coding region: 201-1484 (427 amino acids)
Biological process (GO): proteolysis
Molecular function (GO): serine-type endopeptidase activity
Source: RefSeq, a predicted model, not a curated record